GUAGCCAGUAGCUGUUCUUGGCCGUCAUGGCUUUCUUGUCUUUUGUUUUCAGUAAAAUCCACGUGCUUGACCAGAUGUUAAGCCUGGCAUUGCCAUGAAUAGUUGCCAUCUCUAAUCAUCUUAAUUGCCUGUAAUUCUCAGAAUUUGUUAGGAAAAAAUGUGGUCGGAUUUGCCUGAGCAUUUGAAGGAAAGAGUAAUGGAAUCCCUGCCAGUGGACUGCUUCUUUCGUUUCAGGGCUGUUUGCAAGAUCUGGAAUGCUCUGUUGUCAUCAGAGCACUUCAAUUCCAUGGCAAGGAAUAGCCAGCCGUUUCUCAUUCUUUGCCCUUUCAAAACCCAAAGGCCAGCCCUAAUCUAUUCCUUCUUCACCCACACUUGGCGACCCAUUUCUUUAUCUUUCAUACCUUAUGUUUGCCCUCUCAAUAUUGGGGGAUCUGCUUCAGGGCUUCUAUUGGUAGACAUCCAAACCAAUCCCUGGUUUGCCCGAACUUCUCCAGUGCUAUAUGUCUGCAACCCACUAAGCAAAACAUGCUUAAGGCUGCCUGGAAUGGCUUGUGUGAGAAGCAUUAUGGCCAAGACUAUUGCACCAGUGGGGGCUAAAAGGGAUGAAUAUAAGGUCAUGGUGAUAGGCAGGAGCAUCAGGGAUAUGGUUUUCUUAGAGGUGUAUAACUCAGCCAGCAAGUCAUGGAAAUUUGCAGGCAGGAUUCCUGAUGUGGUUAUAAGGAAUGAAAGCAUGAUCUACUCCAAGGGCUGUUUGUUCUGUAUGAUUGAUGGGGGCAUGAUGGCCUACAAUAUUGAACAGGGGAUCACAACAGUUGUGGCCAUGCCCACAGCAGGUGCACACAAUGUGUGGCCUCGAUUGAUUUGCUGUGAAUCCCGAGUGAUUGUAGUUGGGGCAAUCGAAGAGAAUUACAGUUUGAAGGGUGUUAUUAUGUGGGAGGUGGUUUUUCAUGAUGAAAAGAUGAAAAAUUAUGUGUGGGAAGAGAUUGUGAAGAUGCCCGAUUCUCUAUUUGAUGAAUUUAGAAGAUGCUCGAAUUUAGGUUGGUUUCAGUGUGGGGGAGUGGGGGAUAAGAUCUGUUUGAGAGCAAAUGUAAGCACUGAAAUGCUUGUAUACGAUGUGAGUCGAGGUUCCUGGAGUCGGGUGUUCAAUUUUCCUGCGGAUUUGAGAUAUGUGAGCAUGAGAUAUCUUCCAUUGGAAGUUAUGCCCAAUACCAGACUCUCUUAGUUUGUAUGGUAGGAGAGUCAAAAUCUGAAUGAAUCAGAUGAGCCCAGGGAAAUAUGGGGACGGUACGUCGGUAAGCCACUAUGAGAAUUUUUUCAUAUUUUAUUAAAGAUUGAUUCUUGUAUAGUCUAGGUGUUUUCUAUAUGAGUUUAACAAGUGGUUUAUAGUAAUAUGGGACUAUUCUGUAUUUCUUGCGGGAUACACUUAACUGUGCUACAAAUGAGGCAUACAUACCUUACCUCUUAUGGAAUUUGAACUUGUGACCUCUCUUUCAAGAGCACAAGUUCUCUCAAUAGAUGUUUAAAGUGAUGUACAUUAAUUAAAAUUAGAAUAUAUUAAUAAAAUAUGAUCAAAGAUGU
Molecule: messenger RNA, 1578 nt
Organism: Cryptomeria japonica (Japanese cedar)
Lineage: Eukaryota; Viridiplantae; Streptophyta; Pinopsida; Cupressales; Cupressaceae
Product: F-box/kelch-repeat protein At5g15710-like
Exons: 1
Coding region: 158-1222 (354 amino acids)
Molecular function (GO): protein binding
Source: RefSeq, a predicted model, not a curated record